AUGGCAAACCAUCAAACAAUCGUUGCAUUAGAAACAUUCGUGUGUCCCAUUCCGCCUCUGGAUUCACUUCCAUGUCCUUAUACCCUCCAUUCAUACGAACGAACGCAUAUAUCGGAAAUCCACGAGCGAAUCGCACAGGCCACAGUCCUACUUGUCACUACAAUCCCAAUUCGCGCAGAUGCCCUCGACGUUACAGUCUCUCCGCAUUUGCGAGCUAUCGUUGUUAUGGCGUCGGGCACGAAUAACAUUGAUCUCCACGUUUGUGCACAACGGGGCGUCGUGGUCAUGAACUCGCCGGGAGCCAAUGCCAACUCCGUGGCACAGCAUGCUUUGACACUUUUGCUGGCAGCUAGGAGACAGCUUAUCCCUUCUCAUGUAGCCACCGUGGGCUUAGAUCAGAAGGAUGAUGAAGAGAGUCAGUGGGAGAAGAAGGGCACAUUAAUGAUGAUGUUGAGGAAUACAAGAGAUAAUCGGUUUCCUAUAGCAUUGAAAGAAGAAAUUAUCGGUAUUAUCGGUUAUGGAAUUGUUGGUAAGCUUCGCUCCAUCUACUUAAUACACCGCCCCAUCCCAUCACUAAGCAACGGGCGAAUAGGUAAACUGGUGGCAGAUAUGUGCCGAGCUCUUGGUAUGACCGUGAUAGUCGCAGAUCGCAAAAAUCCAUCGACAUCAACCAUAACAAGUGGCGAUCGCGUUCCAUUCGAAGAGGUCCUUCGAAAAUCGACUGCAGUGGUGCUUUGUGUACCACUCACAUCGUCAACCAUGAACUUAAUAUCCGUCGCAGAGCUGCAGUUGAUGGGCGAACAAUCGCUCCUUAUAAAUGUAUCAAGAGGAGGCGUCGUGAACGAAGAUGCGCUAGCUGAGGCUCUGAAGUCGGACUCGAUUGGCGGUGCUGCCACCGAUGUCUUUGCAAAAGAGCCGGCAUCCUCCACAACGAGCCCAUUGUUACGAGCAGAUGUGAGAAAUACCAACCUCACAGUUACACCGCAUUUGGCAUGGUUGGCUCAAUCAACAAUUGGGAACUAUCAACGAGUAUUGAUAGAGAAUUUAUGCUCAUUUUUCGACAAUAAGCCAAUCAAUGUCGUAGCUGCAGUGGCAUAG
This is a messenger RNA of Talaromyces marneffei, 1098 nucleotides long. RefSeq lists its product as uncharacterized. NCBI's taxonomy places the organism in Eukaryota, Fungi, Ascomycota, Eurotiomycetes, Eurotiales, Trichocomaceae. The transcript has a single exon. Gene Ontology annotation, molecular function: NAD binding; oxidoreductase activity, acting on the CH-OH group of donors, NAD or NADP as acceptor. Bases 1 to 1098 code for a protein of 365 amino acids. The record is from RefSeq and is a predicted model, not a curated record.